AUGUCGUCUCUAACCCGUUCGCAGGUAGCCCAACUCCAGAAGAAGAAGAAGGCAAAGAAGACUCCCGCUGCUGGAGCAGAGACACCCAAGGAAGAUUCAACAGAGGGAGCCGAGGCACCGGCAGAGGCCGAACCUACCAACGAUGCCCCCGCAGAAACACCACAAACGGACGCCCCCGCGGAGACCGACAAACAAGAAGAACCUGCCGACCCUGAACCUGCCACAUCGCCACCAGUAGCACCAGAGGAGCCAUCCUCCCAGCAGACUGAAGAUGCGCCGGUCGAGUCUCCAGUGGAACCGAUGCCACCAGCACCGACGUCUCCCGGCCUGGAUGCUGAACCGUUGCCGAUGCUCGAUACACCCCGCGCCAAUCAUGCGCGCCAGCCUUCCCUGUCGAUCCAGUCGAAGAUGCGGUCAUCUUCGUUCCGCAAAACAUCUGUGUCCCAAGGCAGUGUUUCCCCCUCCCCCUCCACGCUCAAGUCCCCCGCACAAUCAUUACCGCCCCUGACUGGAGAUGGGGAGUCUGUCCACGAGGUAUUCCGCAAGCAGUCUACGAAGAUCGAGGAACUGGAGAAGGAGAACAAGCGACUGGAGAAGGAUUUGUCAGACGCGACAACACGCUGGCGCAAGACCGAGGAGCAGGUGGAGGAUCUGCGGGAGGCAAGCGUUGAUGGCGCGGAGCUGAAGGACCGGCUGAAGAAGGCCGAAGAACAGGUUGCCAGCAUUGACUCUUUGAAAGAGGAGAUUGCUUCACUUCAGCGACAGAACUCACAGCUGCAAACGAGAUCACAUCGCAAUGUCAGCAACACGGAAUCACCGCCUGCGGACCUGGUCCGUCAGCUUGAGUCGAAAUCGGCUACCAUUGAAUCUAUGGAGCUGGAGAUCUCAAAUCUGCGUGCGCAGGUUACAUCCCAGACAUCUUCUAACGAUGCACACGAAUCUCAGGUUGCUGCGCUAGAAGAAAAAGUCACUGCCAUCCAAGCUGAGCUUGAAAGCUCCCAGCGGGAGCUGGCAGAGACCAAGCAGGCGUUGACAAGUGCCUCGGAGAAGGCAGCUCAAGAAGAUGUUGACAAGACCUCCACGGAGGAACAGAUCAAAUCUCUCCAGCAGGAGAUCGAGCAACAGAAGAGCGAAAAGGUCGAAUCAGAGAAGAAAAUCGAGACGCUGGACAAGAAGCUUCAAGCCAUAGGCAAUCUGCACAAAGAGACCGAAGCCCGACACCAGACCCGUCUGCGCGAAAGCGAAAAAGCCGACAAAGAGAUUGCGGUUAUGCGCAAGAAGAUCUCCAGCAUCGAAAAUGAAAACCUCCGUCUCCGCGAAGAGAGCGAUCGCAUCCGCACGCGCCAAGCCUCCGGUGGCGCGGACGACGACGCCCUCGAUGAACUCGAAGACGAAGAGCGGCAGCGUCUCGAGCGUCGUAUCCGCGAACUAGAAGGCGAAGUCUUCGAUCUGCGCCGCGGCGUCUGGCAAGAGAAGCGCCAGGAGCUAGAGCACUACCCAGAUGAUGGAGCUAGCCCUGCUGGCGAUGCGAACGCGUUCGAUGACGUUGAUCUCGUUGGCGGCAGGCCUGACCACGCCCGUCGUCGCAGCAUGGGCCAGCAGCAACACUCGUCUUUCUCCACUGUCUUGUCCAGUGGUUUCGCUGCGUUCACGGGAGCCGGUGGGAAUCGGGCCCGGGCCUCCUCGUCCAACCCGCCUCACCCCGGUAGUCUUGAGCUUGUGUCCGAGGAGAACUUGGAUGAUGAAUUCGAUGAGAGUGCAUUCGCGAUCGCGCAGGCCGAGGAAGAAGGAAGAAAGCGUGUGGCUUGGAUGCGCGACAUCAAGAGCAAGCUCCGUGACUGGAACGGCUGGCGGUUAGAUCUGGUUGAUAGCCGUGCCGGCGCUGAAGGCGCAGGUGUGGGCAUGGGGGAGAUCUUUGAAGUCUAA
Molecule: messenger RNA, 1926 nt
Organism: Penicillium olsonii
Lineage: Eukaryota; Fungi; Ascomycota; Eurotiomycetes; Eurotiales; Aspergillaceae
Source: the annotation of a GenBank genome assembly